Molecule: messenger RNA, 4691 nt
Organism: Dromiciops gliroides (monito del monte)
Lineage: Eukaryota; Metazoa; Chordata; Mammalia; Microbiotheria; Microbiotheriidae
Gene: NDC1
Product: NDC1 transmembrane nucleoporin
Exons: 18
Coding region: 1-2460 (819 amino acids)
Biological process (GO): nuclear pore organization
Cellular component (GO): nuclear pore transmembrane ring
Molecular function (GO): protein-macromolecule adaptor activity
Source: RefSeq, a predicted model, not a curated record
AUGGCAGCUAGUGCAUCGCGUCCCCUCCGGAAAGCUCCAAGUGCUGCGUGCAUCGAGCGCUUAUGCAAGUCGACGGCGUUCCGACUAUUCUCUCCCUCCCUGCCUCUCCCUCUUGCUCCUCUGACGGCUAGGGACUCCAAGUCCCAUCAUGCAUCGCGGCGCGGCGCAGACUACAGCUCCCGGCAUGCUGCCUUUGGCCCCGCCUUCCGCUCCCGCGACUUCUCCAAUCAGGCGGCGCCGCGGGCAGCUCCGUCCACGUCGGGGUCCUCGCGCGGCCCGGCCUCCUUUGAACGGCUGUGGCGGGCGGGCAAGCGGCGGACUGCGGCUGCUGCUGCUGCUUCUGCCGGCACCAUGGCCACGGCCUCGGCUUCGGCCGCCGCCAGCGCCCCGCCGCCCCCGCCACCUCCGCCGCCUUCGGCCCCGGGCCCCGGGAGCGCCCGCUCCCCGGCCAGCGCGGAGCGAGACCUGCUCUGGCGGGUUCUCGGCUGGAGAAUAGUCACCAGCGUGCUCUGCUCUGUCCUGCUUCUGCCCGUCUGUACCACGGCCUUCAUCGUCUUGAGCAGCCUCAACGUCCUGCACCCCGUCCAGUGGAUCUCAGACGCUCUGCACGACCUCUGUGGCUCCUGCGUCAUCUUCUACCUCCUGCUGCUCUCCGGGGUGGUCGUCGUCAUCAGCGUUUUCAAUGUCGAAUUCUACACGGUGGUGCCGUCCAUCCCCUGCUCCCGCCUGGCCCUCAUCGGCAAGAUUGUCCACCCCCAGCAGGUGAUGCACUCCCUGGUGCACUCGGCCAUGGGCAUGUUGAUGACCUGGUGUGCGGCCGUGAUGACCAAGGACCGGUACCACGUUCUGGCGGUGCCCUGCACCGACUCGGACAGCUUGGACGGCCAGGCUGCCCGGGCCUGCCUGAAUGAACAUCACCUCUUCCUCCUGUUGGCCGGAGCCUUCAUGGGCUACAGCUACAGCCUCCUCUAUUUUGUGAACAACAUGAACUACCUGCCCUUCCCCAUCAUACAGCAAUACAAGUUCUUGCGGUUCCGGAGAGCCCUGCCCCUGCUCCUCCGGCACAGCGCCGUGGAAUCCCUGUACCUGGUCAGGAACUUCUGCGGCCUCUACUAUUUUCUGGGUUAUAUCCCCAAAGCGUGGAUCAGCACUGCGAUGGACCUCCAGAAAGAUGAGAAGCAGCCCCCCCUGGACAGCCUGAGUGGACUCUUGGACCUCUCCCUCCUCUACCACGUGUGGCUCUGUGGGGUCUUUGUUCUGGUGCCCUGGUACAUCACGUGGGUGCUCUUCAAGAUCUAUGCCACGGAGGCUCACGUCUUCCCCAUUCAGCCCAUGUUUACUGGAGAUUCGGAGGAAUGCUUGCCCAGAGUCCUCAAUGGCAACUCUCCCCUCAUCAUAAAGUAUCUGGCCCUGCAGGACCUCAUGCUGUUGUCUCAGUACUCUCCUUCUAGGCGACAAGAAGUGUUCAGCCUCAGCCAACCAGGGGGGCACCCCCACAACUGGGUGGCCAUAUCUCGUGAGUGCUUGGCUCUGCUAAACGACCUGACUCAGAAGCUUGUGAUGUACCAAGAAGCUGCCGCUACCAAUGGACGAGCGAAGCCCCCGCCCAGCCCUGUGGAGCAGAAGAAGCCUGCUGUGAUGGAAGAAGAAAUUGCCUUCCAGACUCCCAAGGCCGGUCUGAUGUCGAAGGCUUUGAUGCCGUCCCUGGUAAAAGCGUCCCUCUUUUCUUCCAAGUUUGCUUCUCCCGAGGCCCCGGGCCCGAUUGGCUCUCCCUUUGGGGACGGCGUCGGGACUAGACUGAUGGGGAUCGUCGACUUCAAGUCCCCCCCACACGAGGGUCCCCAGAGUCCACAGCUGACGAGAAGAGGACCCAGACUGUGGACUUCACUGGCAGAACUGCAAAACAACGGGCCCCAGAGCCCCCGAUUGUCACCUCCCCCCGCUCAUCAUGGGGCCAAACACAGAGGCCGAGACCCGCCCCGGAAGCUGUAUUUGUGGCUGCAGAGUAAACAAGAGCAGGUGAAGAGCUUCCUGUCCAGGCGGGUGCUGAUUGUCUACUUUUUCAGCAAGCACCCAGAAGCCUCCAUCCAGGCAGUUUUUUCAGAUGCCCAGAUGCACAUCUGGGCAUUAGAAGGUCUGUCCCACUUGGUAGCGGCAUCCUUCACAGAAGACAGAUUUGGAGUUGUCCAGACCACACUUCCCACCAUUCUGAGCACUCUGCUGAUGCUGCAAGAGGCAGUCGACAAACACUUCAAGCUGCCACACGCAUCCAGCAGACCACCCAGGAUCUCGGGCAGCCUCGUGGACACUUCCUAUAAGACCCUGAGGUUUGCGCUGCGGGCGUCGUUGAAAACGGCCAUCUACAGGAUAACGACCACCUUUGGGGAUCAUCUCAACGCGGUGCAGGCAUCUGCUGAGCAUCAGAAAAGACUGCAGCAGUUCUUGGAGUUCAAAGAAUAGUUAAGUAAUAGAAACUGUGUUCAUUACCCUGCCGAUACUGCUGCAGAUGGGACAGUAAAUGUUCAGCAUUCCUGGAUCAGAAGAAAAUGGACUAAUUAGAUGCUUCCUUUGUCAUAGCGGUUGCUUUGAAAACUAUACUUUAAUGGGAGAAAUCAUGGAAAGAAAUUCCCAGCCGAAUAACAGAAAACUGCUUUUUUGUACUGAUGACUUUUUUUUUUUUGCCGGGGAGGGGGAUAAUAAAGUCUUUUAUUCCUCUCCAUGAGCAUCUGUGACAGCGGACUUGUCUCUUGUUCAUAGAACUCAGAAAGUUUGAGCUCUUGCUUUUGAGGAAGUGGGCUGUUGGCCUCCAAAGGUAACUAGGUGUUUUACAAAGAGCUGUGACUGCAGUGAGGAGAUGGCAGGACCGGCGGAAAAGACCCAAGACGACGGAGGGGGCAUAUUUUGUUAAUCUGUCAGGUUGUGUUUUUGUUUAUGGAGAGAUUAAAUUUGCAUGAUUGUCCAAAAGAGCCUUCUCUGCUUACAGAUGCCAACUUUACAUUCAGGAAUGUGGAAAAUUUCACUUCUUAAGUUACAAGAUCAAACAUAAACAUCCAUUUUAUGAAAAACAAUUGACCAGAAUCUGUGAAUUGAACUUAGUGAUUUGCUGGUAAAUAAGCAGCGCUUGGGUAUUCAUUUUCUCGGCUCUGACGGAAUUUGCUUUCUUUUUCCAAAAUGGAACUUGAUACAAUUGUACGGUUUUUAAAACAAGAGGAAAGCAUUGCAAAGGAAAAACAUGGACAGCUCUUUUCUUGGGAUGUUUUUGGGAGCCGAUUUUCCUUCUGUCAGGUUGCCUUGCGAAGCUCUCUAACCUUGGAGAGGGACUGGCCUUUGCUAUACCAACUGUUUAAUUAAAAUAUAUUGGCCGGGAAACACUGUGCCUCUUGUAUACAGUCCAGCUGAUGGCAGCUUCAGGGGCGAAGGCUGGAAGUCUCAGUGGUGGGCGUUCGACAGACCGACUUUGGAUGAAGUUGCAGCCCAAUCGAAUGGAGGGACCCUUGUCUCUGGCCUGGCUCCUCCCCCAGCCUGGGGCUCAGCGUCCUGCGCAGCACAUCCAAUUCCCUGAUGUGUCGCUCACUUUAGCCCCCAGCUGCCCCAGGGCUCUCUGCAACCAGCACAUACCAAACCACACCACGAGGUUAAGUGAAUCCUGCUGGCCUUUUAAGUUUCCCCUCUUGGUGAGCAAGGCCCCAAGUUUCAGGCUCUCUCCAGGCUUUCUCUGUUGAAUUCCUAAUGUGGGCUGGAUCUUUUUUUUUCUCUUGUUUAAUGUGAAAGUUGAGUUUUGAAUAUCAUCACCUCUUUGCCUAGACCCAAACAAAUACUCCAGCUAGCCAAAAAAACAAUGGUUGGCUUGUGUCUCCUGGUCCAGGGAGCUAGAAGCAUCAGGCGUCUUAGAUUCCAUUCCCAGUGAGCGGCAUCACAGGUGAAGGGUCAUCUUAUGCCUCCGAGCUGCCUCCUAUUAAAUAGGAGUAACACUAUUUAACCUCUCCCUGUCCUGAAGCCAAGCGUGUGAUGGACGAUUUGAGCUUUAAGGUCCUUGGUUUACAGUUGCUGACCAAAUAUGGAAUGUUACCGUUCAGCCGAUAGUCUGGGUGAAGGCAUCUCUCUGAAGUCUAAGGAGGAGAUCUAUGCCUCGGCCCUCAGCUCGCUCCCCGAGGAGGCACAGAUCUUUGGGGAGAUUGGGAAGCCCUCAGCCCUCGCAAGUGGGGCAAGUGGAAAGGAAGUCCUGGCUGUGGACCAGAAAGUCUGGGUGGGGGGCUGUUUUUAGUGGGGCAUACUGUAUUCCAAUUGAGCCUCAGGCUAUUAGAUGGCCAUGGUAGCUCCUGUGAGUCACCCCGUCUGGGAGCCCACUGCUGCAUCAUCUUUUCAAAGGCAUCACCCUUCUCGCUCACCUGUCGGGCCCUGCUUACAUCAGCACUUCUAAUGGCUUGAUUUUUGUAAUGGGCACAAAUUCCCCAGGACUUGUUGACAGGAAUGGGGACCCCUGACUGGUAGCUUGUCAGUUGGCCAGGCCUGGGCACAGAUUUGUGACUCUCUAGAGGUGGUUUCUUGGUCGUUAUUUUGGUGUGUUUUCUUAUAUUUAUCGCUUUUGAAAUUUUUGUUAUAACCUUUUGUUUGUCAAGUGGCUCAAGGUUGGAAAACAGAUCAGGAAUUUAAAUGGUUUGUUAAUUAAAGAUUAAAGCGUGUGGAUCUAA